Messenger RNA from Bolinopsis microptera, 2719 nucleotides. Its product is annotated as galanin receptor 2a-like. Gene Ontology annotation, molecular function: G protein-coupled receptor activity. The transcript is spliced from 5 exons. The record is from RefSeq and is a predicted model, not a curated record. Gene Ontology annotation, cellular component: plasma membrane. Bases 666 to 2003 code for a protein of 445 amino acids. Gene Ontology annotation, biological process: G protein-coupled receptor signaling pathway. NCBI's taxonomy places the organism in Eukaryota, Metazoa, Ctenophora, Tentaculata, Lobata, Bolinopsidae.
AGCGCGGGUUAGUCAAACGGCCACAUGGCUAGCGUCCAGCGGGGGUUGGUCAGACGGUUUUAGGCUGGUUACUUUUGUCUGUAAUCACAGUUUACCCGCAAGUAGUUGGUCACAAACUUGGAGUUCCCGUUUCAGGUGGUGCGUUCUUGCUAUAUGUUAGACGUUAUGAGAGUGAUUUGUGAUAUAAUGGUCGCACUGAACCGUGAACUGUAUGAUUCUAUUCUAGCGUAGAUUAGGUUUAUCAAGCAUACAGCACGGGUCUGCUAUAUCUAGGAUAAAUGAUAUAAACUCACUCUUUCUCAAUUCAUAAGAUGAAGUGAUCAAGUGAUGUUACAAUAAUCUUGUUAUUUCGUCGCAUAGCAUAUCUGGAGCUUUUCAAUAUGUUUUUGUUAAAUGAUGGCGAACAUUUCACGAAUCUAAUGAAUCUGAUUUGAAGUCCUGUAUUAAUUGCAUUAUAUUCUUUGUACUUGUUUUAUUAAUUUGAGGGUACUACAAUGUGUUGGUCGUGGAACAUCUGGACCACGUCUAGAAUAUACCAUGUAGAUCCUGAUAAAAAUACAGUUUUAUCUAGAUGUAGCUGAGUAACAUAGUGUUUUUACUUUACUACUAUCUAGAUGUAGAUGUUGCUGAAAUAGUAUGUAGUUUCCAUCAAGAGUCUCUAAAAGAUGAGCACGUUACCACAUUACCACUACAUACUCUACAGUACCCUCUCUACCGUAGAGUUCAUCAUUGGAACACCCCUCAACUUGUUUGUGCUGCUCUACUUCUUGUGUAAGAAAGAUCGGUCAAACAGCAGGUUCUUAAACUUGUGUAUCAAUGCGGUAGAUGUUACGAUCUGUGGACUUAGUUUCUUCAACGCUUUGAGCAGCUUCUAUUCAGGCAAUCCGGUUCUAUUUAACAGCCCCUUUCUGUGCAACGCUCACGGUAUGUUAUGGAACAUAGCCCCCCGUCUCUCAGUUUAUCUGAUAGCAGUUCUCAGUAUCUCUCGUACUGUAUCCCUCAUCUACCCUCUCCGUCACAUUAGUAGGAAGGAGACAGCUGUUCCGAUACUGAUAUACACUGUCAUACAGAUUGUGCAGGCAACUCUGCCUUUUUGGUUUGGAGCCACAUACGUUUUCACUGAGAGCGUUCUAGGUUGCGGCUGGAAGUUUGCAGAUACAAGCCUAAGCUGGGUAGCAAUACAAAUUCUCUAUGUUAUCCUAGUUCCAGUGGAGUAUAUUGUCCCUGCAAUUCUCAUUGUGACCAGCUGUGCUCUCUCUUGUCGACAUCUCUGGGCUAAGAACCCUCAGCUCGGGAACAGUGGGAUGAGUGACAGAAAGAGGCAAGCGACAGUUACAAUUAUCAUGCUAACAAUAACCUACAUCAUGUUCAACCUGCCAUUCUGCGCGCUAGUCCUAGCAUACUGCAUAGCCAUCUUCUCGGGGAACAAACUUAACUACGCUGAUAAAAUGCAGCUGACAGAGGAGCAAACGGUUUUGGUAAACAACCUGACCUUCACUCAUACAGUUAACCUCAACUCUAUGGUAAACGCUAUCAUCUACCUGGUGAGGAUCAAGGACCUAAAGAAGUUUGGAAGAACAGUUGUGAGCAGGGUCUCCAGAAAACAGCAGACCAACAGACAGGAGACGAGCUUGAAAGAGAUUGGUAGAGUUACAGAGAGUACACUGGAUAGACUAGACGGACUGAAGCGAGCAGAGGGAACUGUGCUAGAGAACAAGACCGUCAGUAGAGUCCGUAAUGACACUGAACACUCCUCUUACGAGAGCGAGGACUCAACUUGCUACAAGCGUGUGCGCGCAGACAAUGUUAGUCCGGGGCUGAUAUCACGUGUCAGGACCAGCAGCGAGGGGUCACGUGGCGGGGGGUCACGUGGCGAGGGGUCACGUGGCAAGCGCAGACAUGAGAGCGGGAGUGAGGGAAGGUUGUCUGCUCAGUCUCCUGAACUUGGUAACAAACACUUUGUGGUGAUUCCCAGGAAACAUGUUAACCACUAUAACUUGUAGACAUAUUUAUAAGCAAAAGUAACAUUAUUAUUAUGUUGUGGUAAAUAUACGGUAUCGAUACUUACUUGUAGCUUAAUUAGUGCAUGUACUAAUUAGAUAAAUUAAGGACUAGGGUCCUCAGACUGACUAUUAAUUGGUCAGUGACCAUUAUAGUAAUUUUGAAUCUAUACCAUGGGAUCAUCAAAUCACACUAACUAUUACUUAACAGAUGAUUAGAUUGAUUUUAUUGUGUUUUUUGAACGAUAACCCUACACAUCUAGUCUUUUACUUCUCAUCACGUGCAUGGAAUUUAACCUUAUUCCUUCCAUUUCUUCUAUCUUUCCAUUUCUAUAUUAAGACUUUUGGGUUUUAACCCUCAUUAUCAUGAAACUAAUACCUCAUCAAAUAAUCACAUUAAUAAUCACUGCUAUACUAUCAGUUCACUAUUUAAACACACACAAUAAGUCCUCCUUAACACCGCAUCACACUGCAUAUUUUACACAGAUUAAAUAAAGCAUUUUAGUAUUCUACAGAAUUACACUGAACCAUUAUGACGUGAUCGUGGGUAUCAAAUCCUAUCUCUUCACUCAAUCAUUUUGAAGCUGGAAUUAAAUGAAUAAAUGAUGCUGGAAAUUCACAUCUUAUUAAACUUCACACCUUUAAUAUUUUGCUCACUACGCUACAAUUGAAGGGUUUCGACUUUCUUUCUAAUUUUUAAACAUUUUUCUUUUUCUCUC